AUGAAUCGUUGUCAAAAAUUUGCAAGAUUGCUUCAGCUUUUGGGACAAUGUUCUGAAAGUAUUGUUUAUUAUGAUGAAAUUGCUUCUGUCGUGCAACGAAUUCGACAGAUUGAAUCAAUUAUGGCACCAAUUCAGUUUCAUUCGAAUCAAGUUUUCGAUGAAACCAAACAUAUUGUGGAUCCAAUUGCUAAAAAAUAUCUUGAGAAAGCGACUAAUGAUGUACAUCAUCUUAUUCCGGGCAAAGUUGCUGAUGACGGAAACUGUUUAUACCAUUCAAUUCUUCUAUUAAUGAAUAAUCCAACGAUGACGACGGAUGAAUUGCGCGUUCGAACAAUUAUCGAACUUAUGACAAAUGAAGCUUAUUAUGAUAGCAUGUAUUCACAAUUCAUCGGAUCUGUUGCAUUUAUUAUCAAGGCUAUGUGCAGAAAUAAUACAUUUUCAGAAUUGUAUGAAAUUAGUGCAUUAUGCAAUGUACUUAAAUGUAAUAUACGAAGUAUCUAUCCAAAAAUCGAUUUUCGAGAAGAUAUGACCAUUUUGAAUAACGUAUUUACGCCUGCUCCACCUGCCAUUGCCAACCGUAACAUCGAAAUUUUGUGGUCUCAUGUCUUGAACGAAACAGCUGCACGAGCUGCAAAUAAUGGCGAAUGGAGUCCCAAUCAUUUUGUUCCUCUUCUAUCAUCAGCAAUGAAUUACACAUCUGAAUAUGAAAAUAAAUCACCAACGUUUCCUACUCCUGAAAAGAAAACGUUUAAUAAUAAUACUCCUACUCGAAUACGAAGUCCUGAAUUUGAAUGUUCUCCUAGCAGCCGUCGACGUAUCGAUAACAUGGGAAUGUACUCCACUCAAUCAAUCAGUUCAAGUGUACUACAACAAAGUCAAAGUGACAUAGAAGAGCAACGUCGAGUGCGGCUUGAUGCACAAAAAGAACGAGCUCGAUCUAGCCGAAUGAACGAAACAGCUGAACAUCGUCAAAUUCGGCUUGAAAAGCAAAAACAUCGAGAUCAAUCUCGUCGAUCAAACGAAACAGAAGAACACCGUCAACUUCGCCUUGAAAAGCAAAAAACACGAAAUCAAUCGAAUGAAACAAUAGAACAACGUCAAAUUCGACUUGGAAAACAAAAAACACGAAACCAAUCGAACCGAUCAAAUGAAACAGAACAACAACGUCAAAUUCGACUUGAGAAGCAAAG
This is a messenger RNA of Rotaria sp. Silwood1, 1190 nucleotides long. NCBI's taxonomy places the organism in Eukaryota, Metazoa, Rotifera, Eurotatoria, Philodinida, Philodinidae. The record is from the annotation of a GenBank genome assembly.